AUGAAAUUCAUCCAACAAACAGAGGCUGCCGUGAAGAAGCGGCACACGUUACAUGAAGGGUUAAACACUUCACAGCUGGAGCCUCAGCAUCACUCCACCCUCUCCGCAUCACUCCAACCUCUCCGCAUCACUCCACCCUCUCCGCAUCACUCCACCCUCUCCGCAUCACUCCACCCUCUCCGCAUCACUCCACCCUCUCCGCAUCACUCCACCCUCUCCGCAUCACUCCACCCUCUCCGCAUCACUCCACCCUCUCCGCAUCACUCCACCCUCUCCGCAUCACUCCACCCUCUCCGCAUCACUCCACCCCCUCCGCAUCACUCCACCCCCUCCGCAUCACUCCACCCCCUCCGCAUCACUCCACCCUAUGCAUCACUCCACCCUCCGCAUCACUCCACCCCCUCCGCAUCACUCCACCCUCCGCAUCACUCCACCCUCUCCGCAUCACUCCACCCUCUCCGCAUCACUCCACCCUCCGCACCACUCCACCCUCCACAUCACCGCAUAACUCCAGCCUCAGCAUCACUCCACCCUCUCCGCAUCACUCCACCCUCCGGAUCACUCCACCCUCCGCAUCACUCCACCCUCCGCACCACUCCACCCUCCGCACCACCGCAUAACUCCAGCCUCAGCAUCACUCCACCCUCCGGACCACUCCAUCCUCCGCAUCACUCCACCCACCGCAUCACUCCACCCUCCGCAUCACUCCACCCUCCGCAUCACUCCACCCUCCGCACCACUCCACCCUCCGCAUCACUCCACCCUCCGCAUCACUCCACCCUCCGCAUCACUCCACCCUCUCCGCAUCACCGCAUAACUCCAGCCUCAGCAUCACUCCACCCUCUCCGCAUCACUCCAACCUCUCCGCAUCACUCCACCCUCUCCGCAUCACUCCACCCUCUCCGCAUCACUCCACCCUCUCCGCAUCACUCCACCCUCUCCGCAUCACUCCACCCUCUCCGCAUCACUCCACCCUCUCCGCAUCACUCCACCCUCUCCGCAUCACUCCACCCUCUCCGCAUCACUCCACCCUCUCCGCAUCACUCCACCCUCUCCGCAUCACUCCACCCCCUCCGCAUCACUCCACCCCCUCCGCAUCACUCCACCCCCUCCGCAUCACUCCACACUAUGCAUCACUCCACCCUCCGCAUCACUCCACCCCCUCCGCAUCACUCCACCCUCCGCAUCACUCCACCCUCUCCGCAUCACUCCACCCUCUCCGCAUCACUCCACCCUCUCCGCAUCACUCCACCCUCCGCAUCACUCCACCCUCCGCAUCACUCCACCCUCUCCGCAUCACUCCACCCUCUCCGCAUCACUCCACCCUCUCCGCAUCACUCCACCCUCUCACUCCACCCUCUCCGCAUCACUCCACCCUCAGCAUCACUCCACCCUCAGCAUCACUCCACCCUCCGCAUCACUCCACCCUCAGCAUCACUCCACCCUCAGCAUCACUCCACCCUCCGCAUCACUCCACCCUCUCCGCAUCACUCCACCCUCUCCGCAUCACUCCACCCUAUGCAUCACUCCACCCUCCGCAUCACUCCACCCUCUCCGCAUCACUCCACCCUCUCCACACUAUGCAUCACUCCACCCUCCGCAUCACUCCAUCACUCCACACUCCGCAUCACUCCAUCAUCACUCCACCCUCCUUCAUCACUCCAUCCUCUGCAUCACUCCACCCUCCGCAUCACUCCAUCAUCACUCCACCCUCCGCAUCACUCCAUCCUCUGCUCUGAGCCAAUAUGA
This is a messenger RNA of Rhinichthys klamathensis goyatoka, 1749 nucleotides long. RefSeq lists its product as uncharacterized. The coding region runs from base 1 to 1749 and encodes 582 amino acids. NCBI's taxonomy places the organism in Eukaryota, Metazoa, Chordata, Actinopteri, Cypriniformes, Leuciscidae. The record is from RefSeq and is a predicted model, not a curated record. The transcript is spliced from 3 exons.